Molecule: messenger RNA, 543 nt
Organism: Aspergillus fischeri NRRL 181
Lineage: Eukaryota; Fungi; Ascomycota; Eurotiomycetes; Eurotiales; Aspergillaceae
Exons: 3
Coding region: 1-543 (180 amino acids)
Source: RefSeq, a predicted model, not a curated record
AUGAGUGCCUGUGCCUCGAGGCCCGGUGCCUCGAGGCCCCCAGAUAUGCAUGUCUCUGUUCAUGAUCUCGCUCUUGUUAAUCUUGGCAUAGAUAAUAAUAUCCCUGAUGAUGACAGGCAGGUUGCUCUUAAUGUGCAGGUCCGUCUUCAACAUCAUGGUGAUCUGCUCAGUUAUAUUCCUGCGCGGAUCCUCAUUGGUCUUCAUGUUGCUGGUCAUCAUGUCGCAGUUAAGAUUGAGCUCAUCUGUCCUUUCAACAAUCUAGGGCCGCACGCCCUGCUUUUUUUGGGACAAGAACAAGACCCCGACCAUGUGCUUGAGUAUCUAGCUGCAUGUUCCGCUGAGGUUCCCUUCCUCACCACCUCCGCGGAUUGUACAUCAGCUUGCCAGACCUGGCCCAAGAGCGAGGGCGCUAGCGCUGCUCCACCGGUGUUCCCCAUGACUAUCAUGCUUCUCAUGUCGGAGCAUCUGGGACGUGCCGUCUGGACACUGCCAUCGGGCAUCUCCGUCCAUCCGAUCAUCAUCAUGAUCAGUUUGCAUGACUAA